Lytechinus pictus (painted urchin) is the source of this 4700-nucleotide messenger RNA. RefSeq lists its product as uncharacterized. NCBI's taxonomy places the organism in Eukaryota, Metazoa, Echinodermata, Echinoidea, Temnopleuroida, Toxopneustidae. Bases 1 to 1722 code for a protein of 573 amino acids. The transcript has 8 exons. The record is from RefSeq and is a predicted model, not a curated record.
AUGCCUAUCAUUUUUGGUGGGGGUCUUAGGAUCAACAUCUUGGAUGGAAGGAAUGGACAACCUCUUCUCCAGAAGAAUAUCAUCAGCUCAGGUUCAGCAACCACAUCCCCAUUGACUGUGAGUACAGAAGGGUACGGCAAUGAUGCAUUCUUUUACUGGAGACUAGGUUGUGAAGGGCAUGAGCAAGAGACAGAAGCUUUCCGUUUUACUGGAGAAGGUGAAAGCAAGGGCUCUCUAAGUCGGACCAAUUUUUGUCGAGAGAGGUUCAAUUCAGGCUCUGUGACCACAGGCAGCCUUCUCAAUCAACAUAUGGAUGUACCCGGACAGGUUGUUUACACUUCAGCUGAUCGCUUUGAAGAUGAGCAUAGAUACACAGUAAAUGCUACUCGUAUGGCCAUGGAAUACCUGAAGAAAUAUCCUGAAGUAAUACCUGUCGUACUUGAUGCUCAGAAACAGGACGAUAAAGAGGAAGAGAACAAAUCAAAAGAAGAUAAUGAUCAGAAAGAUAGCAGUGCUAAGGAAGAAAAUAAGCAGUCAGCUACUGAUUCAGCCUUACCUAAUUCUCACAAUCAGGAUUCCGAGCCAACAACACUCCCACCACAAUCUAGGACACAUUCAUUAGACUUCCAGAAUGAAUAUGACAAACUUUUGGCAAGACUAUCUGCAAUAUCAGACAAUCUCAAGGACCAAGACGAUUUUCAUGACCAGGGGUUCACGUCACCUGACCAAAGAGAUUCUUCAACCAAAGCAACCAACCUUGAAAUCAACACUGACAAAAGUGAUAAGAUCCCAACAGAAAGCUCUCAGGCAAAAGAAGAAACUGAAGCUGUUGACGCGACACUGACCACUACCUCACCUUCUGAUGAUGAUGCGCUACUAUCUGGAGAUAUCGCAGGAGGACUCGAAGACCUUGGACUUCCAGAAUCCUGGUUUGAUUCUCCGAAGGAGAAGAAAUCGGGACAAGAAAGCGGUGAUGAAACUCCCCAAGAUGACCUACAAAACCUCUCAGAGGAAGAGCUUGAGGGAAUCCUCAAGGACCUUCUUGGACUAGACGAUGAAUCAAAUAAUGAUGGAAAGAUAAAGAGGUUUGUAUCUAAGCGCAAUGCCAAGCUGUUUGCCUCCAGGUCGGACAUGCCAAGGGAUAAGCAACACCAAAGAUUGAGACGUCACGCAGGACUCCAUGAUGCUGGAGGCAUCCAGAGGCUCAUCUCUACUGGUACCCUGGCUCCACCUCUUAGUCCAGUCCUGGAUGACUUACCCAGCGAUCCAAACAGCAUUGAUGUCAUCUUUGCAACUUACUGGUUCUAUCCCAAACCAAAUAGGAUCAUCACAGCAAGAGAGCAGAAAUGCCUUGAUGAUUGGACCAACAAUGAGCAACAGAGAAUGGAUCCUAGUAAUGAGUAUUAUGGGCUUGACCAUGAUGCAUAUGAACAUUUGGGUUCAGACCAUUGUCGGAAGUUGGCUGCCUCAGCUACAGCAUCUCCUACAGAGUCACCUACCGACCCCCUCAACAUCUAUCCCUUCAACUUGGAUGCGGGGGAGAUGACGGUCUACAGACUACGGCUCUCUUGUGACUGCGGCCUCAAGGAGGCAAAGAGGACCAACCCGGGAGCGCGCUGUGCCAAGAUACUCCCUUUCCACCAGCAGGAGUGGGGCGCCUACAUGGGCACGUAUGGGAACAGUUUCUUCCGGGAGAGAAUCAAAGAGGAUACAAAGGAAUGAAAUUUAUUCUAGAGAGGUGCUAAGUACCUAAAAUAAAGGUUGCACAGUACCAAAAUAUUUUCACACCAGCGUUGGAACUCCCUCCCUUCUUCACUUUGUGAAAUUGACAGCAUAGAACUCUUAAACCGUCUCUCAAAACUCACUUAUUUUGGCAGAUGUGUAGUGAUUAACUUUUUGGAUGAGCCUGCGCCUAUGAAUGUUUUUAACAGAUAUAUGGCGCAAUAUAAAUGCUGUGGAUCAUCAUCAUCAUUAUGGCUAGGGUGGAAGUACAUGUAUGAAGAUAUAAAAUAUUAUAUCAAUUUGUAUCCACCCGUCAACGAGGUUUGAAUGCACAACUAUUAGCAGGUAAAGCUAAUGCAGAUAUCUUCUGAAUUAAAACAAAAUUAUGAAGAUAAAUUGGGACAAAAGAAUAAGGCAUGCUAAUAUUGUACAAUGUUGUGAGGGUUAAGAUUAAUAUGUGAUUAUGACUUGUAUCAAGAUUCGAAAAUUUAUAAUGUAGACUGCAUAUACAAAUUCAUGGAAAACUUAGAAAUCCAAAGAUAACAGUUGCCUUAUUGAUACUCAGUAGAUGAGACAAAUCACAACAGGAAAACAUGUGAUAUUUUGCUUGUGAUAAAAACUGCCGAUCUAUAUAGCAUAGAAAGAAGGAUUCCAAUGAAGGAUUCCAAUAUCUAUUUUCAUUUUUGAUGAUUUGAUUUAAAACCCCCCAAGCAUAUUCUAGUCAAUUUUGAAUAAAUGCUAAAUACUGUACAGGGAUGUAAAUCAAAGAAAUUAUUUAGAUAUAUAUAGGCCUAUAUAUAUUUACAAAAUCAGUGUGAUAUCUUUCUAUUUUAUUUGUUCAUGGUAUGAGGGAAUAUGUAAUGUUGUGUAAUAUCUAUACACAAUAGUAAAGCAAGGGAUAGAUUUUGGCUGAUUUAUGCUUAUACCCAAGACCAGAGUCCAUUGUGGAAGAAAGUUCCUGUGUUGUAAUAAAUAACAAUUGAUAUAUUUUUGUUUAAAUGCCAACACCCAUUCUUUGUACAGAUGAUUUUUAGGAGGUAAUGUAUGAAGCAAAGACAUUUAGAUAAAUCUUUGACGAAGAAAAAAACUUUUUUCACAUUUAGCCCACUUUUACCUUUUAUAUCUAAGUGCUGGUAUUCAAAUUAUUUUAGAUUUUUUUUUAUAAAGAAUGUCUAAGUGUCUAUUCACUUCAUGAUGGAGUUUUGCAAAAUUUCAGUACCAAGAACUUAAUAGACUUUUGCAAAGACACAUCUAUACCGUUUCGUUUCAUAUGAUAAUUUUUAUUGUAAAUAAUGUCAGUACUUACAUAGCCAGAAAAUGAAGUGGCUCAAAUAUUCAAUCUAGAUUGACCAAGCAGUGAUGGUAGUUGACAUUGUAAAAAUCUUUCCCAAUUAUUUUGUCUUGUGCAUUUGAUUUUGCUCAAACGUUGUUGCAAUGAAACGUAGAUAAUCAAAUAUUGAUAUAUGAUGUCUAAAUUUUGUCCCUUUGGCAUCACUGUUGGAUAUGGGGAUUUUUCGGUAAUGAUUUGUAUAUUAUAUUUUGUCACUGUAUGUUAUUCUAAUGUAAAUCAGAAUGGAUAGAAACUCUGGGAUACAAUCAGUGUGAAUUAUUUUUUUUUAAUUUUAUUAAUUCAAAGGAUUGGAAAAACUUAUUUUUUUCGUUUAUUCAUAUGUGUGCCCCUUAUCCAAAUCUGAAAUUUUCCAGUAUUUGCUCAAAGUGAAUCAUAUACUAAAACACAACAGUAUGUUAUUUCAUAGAAAAUGUAUAUAUUUUGAAUUAUAUUUCUAAAUUCAAACAAAUUAACCACCAGAGAACUAUUUAGAAGGAACAAUAGUUUCCAGUCAUCCUAUUUUUAAUGCAUAAAGGCCACCGCACACCUUACGAAUGUUCGCGAUCCGAUUUUGGAACGAAUCGCAUUUUACUCAUUUUCUGAAAAUGUGAAUGGAACAUAUCAUUUUAUUUGAGGUUAAAAUUAAUUGAAAGAAUACUAAAUACUAUAACCAUUUUGAAAGAUUGCAAGCCUUUAUUUUGUAGUACAGGCAAAAUUUGUUUCAAAUCGUAGCCAAUCGUACGACUGCUGUGACGUCAUUGCGAAUAGAUAUUAAAUUUACUUUUAUUCUAAGAAGGAUGAUAGCAUAGUCACAGAUUUGAACAUAGGUAUUUGUACAAUGAUUUUGAACAUUACACAGUAAGAUAUUCCAAGUCUCAAUAUUAACAUCAAAUUCUACUAGGUUUUAUUCCAAAAUCGGGUUGCAGACCGAUUGUAAGGUGUGCGGUCGCCUUAAGAGAUAUUUUAUUCAACUGGUAAAAAUUAUUAAAGCUAAGGUAUAAUGCUAGAAAAAAUUGUAAAUUUUUUUGCAUUUGGUUCAGUAUAUUGAACAAAGGCUGAUUGACAUUUAUACAGUACUAACAUAAUCCUUGAUUUUACAGCAUUUCAUUUGCAAUAUUUGUGUACAGUAUGUUUGAAAUUUGGUGCAUGGUUUUUAACAGUAUGUAAACGCUUCUUGUUUUAUUUUGCAAUUAUCUUUUUUUCUUUUGCAUUAUGUUAGUGUAAACUAAGUCUUUGUGUAGUAAAUGGCCCGUAUUCUGAAGUCGGGUUUAACUUAGACCACGGUCUAUUUAACUGUGUGCUUAAAUCAUGAGGAGCCAAAAUUUCAAAAAUUCUGUUUGUAUUGUAUAUUUCUUAUGUAUACUAUUUCGUUUCAUUUUGCUUUCAUGAUGAAGAAAAAUACUUAAGUAAUCAUUCCCAGACAAUAUGAACAACUUAAGUCAAAUGAGUUAAUAAAGUGGAUUUGUACUAUCAGGGAUUUUUCUCCCAAUUGGCUAUCCAUAGUUAAACCACAACUUAAAAUCAGGGUUUAAUUGAAACCAGAGUUCAGAAUACGGGCCAAUGACUUUAAUUUGGGAAGAUAUGGAUAUUUUUUCUAGUCAAAUGAUUUGAACAAAUAAAAAUAUUUUAUUGCCAUUGUUUCACUCUA